AUGGAAUACAAUGGUGGGAGUGUGAUUGCCAUGACAGGCAAGAACUGUGUGGCGAUCGCAUCCGACUUGCGUCUUGGCAACCAGGCGCUGCUAUUGUCCACUCAGUUCGACAAGGUGUUUCGGAUGACAGACCGCACCUAUGUCGGACUUCCUGGGCUUGCAACAGAUGUAGCUACACUGAGAGAAAAGUUCCGCUACCGCCUAAAUAUGUACCGGAUGAAGGAGGACCGUGACAUUGAGCCAGAAACCUUUGCGAAGCUCAUGAGCUCGACGUUGUACGAGCGUCGGUUUGGUCCAUAUUUCAUUGAGCCUGUGGUGGCUGGCAUGAACUCAAACAAUGAGCCGUUUAUUGCAGCAUCUGAUCUCAUUGGAUGCUUGAAUUUCGCAAAGGAUUUUGUCGUUAGUGGCACGGCGAGUGAUCGACUUUUCGGUAUGGCUGAGGGGCUGUGGGAACCCGACUUGGAACCAGAGGAUCUCUUUGAAACCAUCUCACAGACCAUGCUUGGUGGUAUCGAGCGUGACGCACUGUCUGGUAUGGGCGUCAUUGUUCGAAUCAUUACACCCGACAAGGUCAUUGAGCGGACGCUCAAGUGCCGAAUGGAUUAA
Malassezia globosa CBS 7966 is the source of this 606-nucleotide messenger RNA. RefSeq lists its product as uncharacterized. The transcript has a single exon. NCBI's taxonomy places the organism in Eukaryota, Fungi, Basidiomycota, Malasseziomycetes, Malasseziales, Malasseziaceae. Gene Ontology annotation, cellular component: proteasome core complex; proteasome core complex, beta-subunit complex. Gene Ontology annotation, biological process: proteasome-mediated ubiquitin-dependent protein catabolic process. Bases 1 to 606 code for a protein of 201 amino acids. The record is from RefSeq and is a predicted model, not a curated record.